AUGGCUUCCAAUGAGACCAAUGCCACCACACAGUGCCCCUAUAGCCUUCUCCUGUCCGAGGAGGCCGGCAUCACCCUGUCUCUGUUCUACUCGGUUCUCUUUGUCUUCAGCGUCUUGGGGAACAGCCUGGCUCUGUGCCUCAUUUGCCAGAAGAGCGAGAAGAUCAACUCAACCGGCAUCUACCUGGUGCACCUGGCAGUGUCUGACCUCAUGUUCGCGCUGGCCCUGCCUGGCAAGAUCGCCUACUUCGCCCUGGGGUUCAGCUGGCCUUUUGGCGUCUCCUUCUGCCAGCUGACCGCUUUCCUGUUCUACCUGAACACCUACGGGGGGAUGAACCUCAUGGCGUGUGUGAGCGUGGACCGCUACCUGGCUGUGGUCCGCGGGCACCAGUGGCCCCAGCUGCGCAGGGCUGGCCGCGCACGGCUGGUCUGCGUGGGCAUCUGGACGCUGGCCCUUCUGCAGACGGCGUUCAGGAUGUCUCUUAAGGUCACAGUGUGCCUCAUGAAUCUCAACUGCUGUAUUGACCCCAUCAUCUACUUCUUUGCAUCCAAAGGUUAUAGGAGAUGGUUCUUCCGGCUUUUAAAACUUAGAGGGUCAGCCUCCACCCCUUCCUCCUCAGAGAUGCCAAGUAUCAACCAGACGGUUGGCUCUGAGCCUGUUACACAAACGAUGAGGAGCGCCAUGGCCCUACGAACGAACAUUAGCCAACCCGUGGCCUUUGUCCGAAAAAUCCCCUGGACCGCGUCCGUGAGUGAGCUGAGAGAACACUUUGCACAGUUUGGUCAUGUACGGAAGUGCACUCUACCUUUUGACAGAGACACCGGCUUUCACAGAGGUAUGGGUUGGAUUCUGUUUUCUUCAGAAGAAGAACUUCAGAAUGCCCUGCAACAGAAAAAUCAUAUUAUCGAUGGAGUAAAAAUCCACGUUCUAGCUCAAAGACCCAAAGUUUUACAAGAGAAUCAAACAUCUGAUGAAGAGAAAGAUUUUUAA
Molecule: messenger RNA, 990 nt
Organism: Elephantulus edwardii (Cape elephant shrew)
Lineage: Eukaryota; Metazoa; Chordata; Mammalia; Macroscelidea; Macroscelididae
Product: G-protein coupled receptor 183-like
Exons: 3
Coding region: 1-990 (329 amino acids)
Biological process (GO): G protein-coupled receptor signaling pathway
Cellular component (GO): membrane
Molecular function (GO): G protein-coupled receptor activity; RNA binding; oxysterol binding
Source: RefSeq, a predicted model, not a curated record